UCACAAAACAGUAGCAUCGCAGGGUUUAAUUAUAUGGCAUUGUCUAGGCCUCUACGGGUGGUGGGUGGUGGACUAAGAUCAUCCGUUGCAUACGUUGGGGUAUAGGCAGAUUGACUUAACUAAUGUCCAGCUCCAUGAAGGCUUUGUGGGUGGAAUAGACACAUACCGAGAGUACGGCGAAAUAUCAUACGCCUCUAAGCUGGCCGGCAUCCUAGGUGGUUAAGACUGACUGUUCUCGAUUCAGUUCUUACGCACCCGUCAGAAUUAACCCUUUGAGAAUUCGUCGCUGCCAAUUUUUCAACGCUCUAAGUUAUAUUUCUGUUCCCAUAUUUCACCCAUCCCUUAUAGAAAUUUACACCUUUCAUGUCAAGUAUGAAUCGGGCGGUCCAUUCACGAGACAUGCAAGGAUAUGACAGCCUUGAAGAAAGUGAUGAAAACAAUCAAGGCCCAGGAAUCCCUCCUCGACCUGGUAACAAGUUGACUAGAAAAGGACUGAGAAGAAUUAACAAUGAUGAGAUAGCCACGGGGAGAGGAUCAAACGACGGAUUUAUCGUGGAAGAAAUAAGGAACCUAGCUCAUUUACCAGGGAAUGGCCAAGGCCAGCGAAACCAACCUAAGCAUGGUAGUCGUGAUACUACUGCACAGGGUACUGGAAUUUCAUUUACAGAUUUCCGUGGUAUGGUUGACCGUCUUAAUCGGGGUGGUCCCUCUCCAGAAGAACAAACGUGUGACGAACGUUUUGAUAGACUAGAAGCAAAGUACUACCAAGCCAAGGAAAAGAACAAAAAACAACAGAUAGAAAUGGAGCAUCUGCACGACCUGGUCCAAGCGUUAGAUGAGUCCAACCAGAUCAUUAAGAGACGCAACGAUAAGCUCCAAGGCUACGUAGACAAUAAAGAAGCAGCUGUAGGGUAUCAGGAGUCCGACGAAGCGAUCACUUCCAAGUUCCGCAGCUUAUACCAUCAGAUUAGAACGUGGGCGAACAAGUUCUGCGUGAACAGCGACAAGCCGAUCAAGCUAGGGUUUCCUGAUGAAGAGCAGUUCCGACUUCUACAACGAGUGCUACCGAUGAUGAGCAACGUUGACGACUGGGCUACCUGUGUCUCUGAUAGCAAGCGGCGACGUAAGUUCGUCCGCGGCUGGGUGACUCUUAAUGUUACCGAGACCAUGUUUCGAACACUGCCAUCCAAAAAUUACCAAUGGGAUUCUGGUACCGACUAUUGGAUUCCGGAACAAACUCGUCGGGGACUGGUAGAUGUAGAGCGAGACCUGUUGAACUCAGGACAUGCCAUAACAUUGAGUAGUUUUCACCAAUGGCGCGCUGUUACAAUGGCGCUCCUCGCCAAGAAGUAUCCCGACUUCACCGAGGAAGAUGUUAUGAUAGAAAACGCAGCAUCCGUGCUCAAAGUAAUCAAUCCCCUAGGACACGAGCGUGAUACAACCCAGCGGCUCAUCGAAAAUGUGUACAAGCCGGCGCUAGAACUCUCUCGCCUGCUCCGGCGCCAACGUGCCUCAUGGUCAGUACGUUUCCCAGCUACCAGACAACAGCCUGUACCGGGCGGUAAUAGUGCUGCGAUGCCCAUCGCUUUGAGGGCUAUCUUUGAUGAUGGCGUCAUGAAAGAUAUGGAUCUAGACAAGGAAGAAACACCGUCAUCAGAUCAAUAUUGUCAUAAGUACGUCGAGAUCAUUGUCGGUCCGGCGCUAUUCAAGAGCGGAAAUAUUGAUGGGGAGCAAUAUGACAUGGAGAAUGUGAUGGAAAAGGCUGAAGUAUCUUGUGCUCCAGUCCCGAGCUUGACUUCUGGGUGAAGACCGUUCUUUAGAUGAGACCAAUGAGAUUAGCAUGCAAUUUUCAACUAGACUUAUGUGUACUCAAUUUGCAUCACUUUCAUUAAUUCAAAAGAUAUACAAUUUU
Daldinia decipiens is the source of this 1912-nucleotide messenger RNA. RefSeq lists its product as uncharacterized. The record is from RefSeq and is a predicted model, not a curated record. NCBI's taxonomy places the organism in Eukaryota, Fungi, Ascomycota, Sordariomycetes, Xylariales, Hypoxylaceae. The transcript has 5 exons. The coding region runs from base 364 to 1806 and encodes 480 amino acids.